AUGGAAAAUUUCACUAAUUUGAGGAAACUGGUGAUCCAUCACAAAUUUAAAAAUUUUAUCUUGUUAAAUUUAGUUGGAAUCGAUUUGGGUUUAACAUAUUCCUCGUUGGAGUUUGGAAAUAUGAUCGAAUUGGAAAUUAUUACUAAUGACCAGGGUCAUCAUACGACGCCUUCGUAUGUCACUUUCAUCGAAACAGAACGUCUUAAUGGUGAUGCUACAAAAAUCAAGUUACUAAUUAAAGUUAUCGAAAAGAAUGGAAAGCUAUAUAUCCAAGUCAGAUUCAAAGGUGAAAAGAAAGAUUUCACACCCAAAGAAAUUUCUUUUAUGAUCUUAGUAAAUUUAAAGGAAACCGCAGAAGCUUACCUUGGUACAAAAGUUAAUAAUGCUAUUCUGGUAAAAUCACUGUUUGAAGGUGGUAGUUCUUUCGAUAUUUCACUUUUAACUAUAGAAGAAGGAAUUUUUGAAGUAAAAGCCGUUGCUAGUGCUUUCCGUCGAUUAAGGACAGCUUGUGAACGUGCAAAGCGUGAACUUUCUUCAUCAUCAAAAGUUUCCAUAGAAACAGAUUCACUUUUAAAAUAUAUCGAUUUUUAUACCUUCUUAACACGUACAAAAUUUGAAGAAAUUAAAUCAAGACUUAUUCAAUCUACAAUGGAAAUCGUUGAAAAAGUACUUCGAGAUUCUAAAUUAGACAAAAAUCAAAUUCAUGAAAUUGUUCUAGUUGGUGGUUUCAAUACAUAUUCCUAA
Messenger RNA from Funneliformis caledonium, 744 nucleotides. NCBI's taxonomy places the organism in Eukaryota, Fungi, Glomeromycota, Glomeromycetes, Glomerales, Glomeraceae. The record is from the annotation of a GenBank genome assembly.